UUAAGAUUUUCUUAAACACACAUUAAAUAAUUGUGUUUCAAUUGUGAUACUUGGCAAGCCACUUGAUUAUAUAAAAAAUGAGGUGUUGGCAAUCAUAAUCAGCUGAUUGCAAAUUUUCUGAAAACUGGCGUUGUUGAUGGGUAGCGUGUUUUGUUUAUGAAGUGUUAAAUAGAAAUUCGGCAAAAUUACGGAGAAAAAGUUUAAUUCAAAAAUGCCGCCUGCUGCUGCGACGGCUGCUGCUCAAAAUAAUAAUGCUGCAAUUAAGGCCGAGCGUGCAGAGAAGCUACGUGAAGCUUUGAAAACCUUCAUAUUGCAGGAGCGGCGUAGAAAAAAAGAAGAAAUUGAAGCAAAACUUGAAGAAGAACGUAUACGAAAAGAACGUGAAGCAAGGCAACGUGAAAAUGAUAUGACGUUGGAGGAUACGCGUGGCCAAAUUUCCAAACUUGAUGAAAAGCUGACUGAAUUGCGAAAUCAAAAGCAGCAAUUGUUUCUUCAAUUAAAAAAAGUUUUGAAUGAGGAUGAAAAUCGUAAAAAGCAGCAAAAAGAUAAUGAAAUGUUAGCACUACAGGCUCAGCAAGCAAAUCCGCCACCUCAACAAUUUUCUACACCAAUGGUGCGAGUCCAACAUCAACAAAUGCCAAUUCUGCAAAAGCCUGUUGGUAACCAACCAGUAAAACGCGUCCGUAGUCCAUCACCACCUUCACACCAGACCUAUUAUAAAGGCCCUAAUUAUGCACAAUCAAAACAUGAUGAUGGACGUCGUGGGGCCGACUACGCCAGAGUUUUAUGGAAUAAACAUCCAACUCAGUAUCAAACUCCAGGAACGCUAUUCUAUCAGACGAAUAGCAAUGCGCCACCACCCCAACCAUUGCCAGAAGCACGUGGGCCGGCUAUUAUAUACCCCACUUAUAAUUUACCAAUGAGACAAGGUUAUCACUUGGAACUACAACCGUCUACUACAGUACCGGUUUCAAAAUCCGAUCCUUCACAAAAACCAACACAAGUGUAUCACAUAAAUUUAGAUCAACCACCUAUAUCUCAGACAGGCUCACAAAAUGCAGGAGUACAAUCACAAAAGCCACAAGUUACAAUGGAGAAAAUAUCUGAUAGAUAUCAUGUGGAGAUUGUUAAACAUGAGGGACCACCUGGGCAUGGACCACCACCUCAUCCACUACCAGAGGGUGUAGUUUAUUCAUCAAUGAUACCCGGCAUGACAUUACAUCCAAAUGUAAUGCAAAUAAGUGGUAACCCAGGACAGAAUCAGAAAUCUGCAGGAAAUUAUGCACCAGGUCGUGGUCCUGCACCGACUCACGAACAACAGUUAGCUCGGCAGCAGCAAAUGGGUGUAAUGCAGGGUCAACCUGGUCAACAACAACAGCCGCAACAAAUGCAUUUUCCACGUCGUAUGUUUUAAAAAAUAUAAAUUUCUUAUUUGUUAAAAAAUUACAGAGUAAUUUUGAGUUUAAAA
Messenger RNA from Teleopsis dalmanni, 1468 nucleotides. Its product is annotated as early nodulin-75. Gene Ontology annotation, cellular component: transcription regulator complex. Gene Ontology annotation, biological process: regulation of transcription by RNA polymerase II. NCBI's taxonomy places the organism in Eukaryota, Metazoa, Arthropoda, Insecta, Diptera, Diopsidae. The transcript is spliced from 6 exons. The record is from RefSeq and is a predicted model, not a curated record. Bases 212 to 1414 code for a protein of 400 amino acids. Gene Ontology annotation, molecular function: transcription coregulator activity.